AUGAGAAAUAGAACGAUUAGGCUAUUGUAUGGUUACUUACAGUUGUCACGGCAUACGAGAAAGACAGGAGCAAAAAUCUGGACAUAACCACAGGCUUAUAAUAAAAGUAUUAUUACUAUAUUAGUCCUGAUAGUUUUCUUCUGAUAUAGUAGUGGGAGUUCAGUUGUGGUUCUAUCCGUCUGUGUGUUGGGUCUGGGCUGUUUCCUUAGCCUGAGUGCUGCACACUCAAGGGAGCACCAUAUAUAUAUAUAUAUAUAUGUAUAUGUUCUAUGCACAUCCAAAAAUGUAAAUAGAGCUAUCCAGCAUAGCCUACAUGUGUACCCGCCAUCAACUGGUAAGCCAAACAACGAAUGUUCUAAGUGUUCGAUACCAAAUAUAUUUCAAACGGACGAAGAUACACAGAAGAGGAAACAUCUUGUCACAAUAUUACUGAAAAAUUAUAUUAAACAAAACCAGAAGACGGAGGAAGAUCAUGUUUGUUCCCUUGCCGGUGCCGUUCAUGUUUCAGAGAACUGCCCCUGACCUCAACGCCUGGCGUCUCAAGUCCCCGUUGGCUCUACGUUCCGACUCCGAUAUCAGGAUGUCAAAGCCAGUAGCGGUUGAGAACACAGGGGCUGACUCUCCAAUGGAGAGCACAGAUUCAGAGCGGAACGGUCCUGACUCGAAUCAUCAGGUUCAACAGAUGAAAAUCAGUCCCUUUCCCCUUUCUCCAACCCUCAGCAGCAACAAGAAUAAGAUGGAAGAGUGUGGUGAGAUGUCCCCGGGCCCUCCUCCACACCACAGCCACGCCCCCUCACAGACGCCCCUCCCACACACACAGCUCAUGCUGACCGGCUCCCAACUGGCCGGGUUGACCGCUCUCUUGCCAGCUCAGCAGCAGUUGUUACUGCAGCAGGCUCAGGCUCAGCUUCUAGCUGCAGCUGUGCAGCAGUCUGUUCAGCAGUCCAACGCAGCUCACGCAGCUCACGCAGCCCACGCAGCCGCCCAAGCCAAUCAGCAAGCUCAGGCAGCCGCAGCAGCCAAUCAACAGGCCCAGCAGCAGCAGGCGGGACAGACAGGGCAGCAGGGCCAAUCACAGCCCCAGGGACAGGGACAGAGCACACAGCAACAGACAGGUCAACCUGUCCCUGUGCCGCCCACUCAUCCCCAGCUCACCCUAUCUCAGCCAAUCCAGCUCACCGCCCAGGACAUCCAGCAGUUGUUGCAGCUGCAGCAGUUGGUUCUGGUGCCAGGACAUCACCUGCAGUCUCCUCAGUUCCUCCUCCCACAGCACCAAGGGCAGCAAGGACUGCUAUCAACACCAAAUCUGAUUCAGCUACCUCAGCAAAACAAUGGGAGCCUCCUGUCCGCUCCCACCAGGCUGGGGCUCCAAGCACAGAGAGACAAGGCAAUGGAGGGCAGUGGGGUCAUGACCUCUGUGUCCUCUGUGACCUCUCACCCCGAGGAGCCCAGUGACCUGGAGGAACUGGAGGUGUUCGCCCGCACCUUCAAACAGAGACGCAUCAAACUGGGCUUUACACAGGGUGACGUGGGUAUGGCCAUGGGGAAGCUAUAUGGGAAUGAUUUCAGCCAGACUACCAUCUCUCGCUUCGAGGCCCUCAACCUGAGCUUUAAGAACAUGUGCAAACUCAAACCACUACUGGAGAAGUGGCUCAAUGAUGCAGAGACCAUGUCCACAGACAGUACUAUGCCCAGCCCCAGCUCUCUGUCCUCUUCCUCUAUGGGCUUUGAGGGCCUGCCGGGCCGACGCAGGAAGAAGAGAACCAGCAUCGAGACUAACGUCCGCGUGGCCCUGGAGAGAGCCUUCAUCACGCAGAACCAGAAGCCUACCUCAGAGGAGAUCCUGUGUAUCGCGGACCAGCUCAGCAUGGAGAAGGAGGUGAUCCGCGUGUGGUUCUGCAACCGCCGCCAGAAAGAGAAGCGUAUCAACCCCAACAGUGCCACCCCUCCCCUGCCUGGCCAGCCACCCCAAGCCCCACCAUCACACAAACCCCCCUGCUACAGCCCACACAUGAUGUCCAGUCAGCUGUCCAGUCAGCUGUCCCAGGCAGUGACCAGCCUCAGCACCACAAUGACCACCAUGUCAUCGUUCUCCCCUCUGACCCCCAGUGGUCCCACCCACUCAUCUCUCAGCUCCGCCUCCUCUCCAGUGACUCCUCCUCCUCGCAGCACAGCCAGCCCAGCCCCUCACAGCCACAGCACACUGAGUCUCAACACAGGCUUAUGGCGUAUGGGUAAAAAGAACGGUGACGUGUCUAACUACAUCACCGAUUUUGCUGCAAACUUGAGGAACACUGUGAUGGGAGUAAACACAGGGAACCAGGCUCUGAACCAAGCUCUCCUCAGCAACAACCCUCUGGCUACUAUACAAGCCCUAGCAGCCAGUGGUGGCCAGCUGCCCCUUUCCAGUCUUGAGGGGGGCAGUAAAGUGUUGCUGGGGGGUGCAGGGGGGCAGGGAGGGGGUCUCCAGUCCUCCUUCUUCCUCAACCACCCCGCUUUCCUCCACAUGGGCCAGAAUCCUGGUGCUGGAUUGGUCAGUGCUGCCUUAGCCAAAGCCUCCCAGCCCUCCCCCUUCCCCUUCACCAGCAGCGUAAGCCCCACCCCCUGCUCCCCCUCUCCUUGCUCCAGCCCCGCCUCUUCCUGCAACUCCGAUGAAUUGGCGCACAGCCCAUCCUCGCUGGGAGGGGCUAAGAUUGAGUGACACAGCCAAGCACCAAUCAGAGAGGAAGAGGAGAAAGGAGGAAACGACAACCUCGCCUUUCAACCAAAGCUAUCUCUUUCUCUCUCUCGCCCUACUUCUGUUUUUUCACCAUCACGCUCUCUCUCUCUCCCAGUCUUUCGAUGCCAAAAAUACACAGAAUGAAAGAGAGGAGAGGGGGAGGGACAGAAGUGAAAGGGGGAGAAGGGGGGAAAGAGGAAGAUUGAAACCAAAAAUCUUUAUCUAUCCAAGGUGAUGGAGGAGGCAUCGUGGGACUGUUUUGUCAAUAAUGAGCGAUAUCGCACCUCUCCUUUCUUUCUCUCUUUCUUUCCCUGG
Messenger RNA from Coregonus clupeaformis (lake whitefish), 3034 nucleotides. Its product is annotated as POU domain, class 2, transcription factor 2-like. The transcript has 16 exons. Gene Ontology annotation, biological process: regulation of transcription by RNA polymerase II. Gene Ontology annotation, molecular function: RNA polymerase II cis-regulatory region sequence-specific DNA binding; DNA-binding transcription factor activity, RNA polymerase II-specific. The coding region runs from base 473 to 2701 and encodes 742 amino acids. NCBI's taxonomy places the organism in Eukaryota, Metazoa, Chordata, Actinopteri, Salmoniformes, Salmonidae. Gene Ontology annotation, cellular component: nucleus. The record is from RefSeq and is a predicted model, not a curated record.